AUGGCUGAGGACAGCGAUUUGGGUUCGCAGCUUGGUCCGCUGGCUUUCUGCGAGCGGCUCCCAGUGCCCAUUCUUUCCUCCACCUUUAACCUCCUAGCUGUCCUGGCACUGCCCCAUCUGCUAUAUGCAUUCGUGUGGCUGACACCCGGGGUGUGGCGACGCGCCUUUGGCAAGAAAUCCGUGCCUGUCUUCGCUUGGCUGGGGGCUGCUGGAAAGGUAUUGCAAUUUAGCAAUGUGUUCUUGUGGGCCUGGUCCUCCCAGCCUUCGGGUGUGUGUCUCCGACACCCCAUGACGACGUGGCAGGUGCUGCUGGCACUUACUUUGGUAGUGUACGGACAGAUUAUCGAUUUCCUUGAUAGUACGUACAACCUCAUUUGGAUCCCGGAAGCUAACGACUUGCUCGACAAGACCGCGGAGCUGCUCGAACGAGCUUUCGAAUUGGCGUUGAGGUCACGGCUAAAACAGCACUCUGGUAUUCACGUCGAUGUCCGGUCGACGGCUUGGGGUUUGCUGGAGGGCAAAUUUGGGGGGAUGACCGUCCGCGGCUACAAUUGGCGAACACCCCUGGCGCUGACUGCCGAACAGCUGACGGUAGACGUUGGCGAGCUCAUCUUGGAUUACCAAAAGCUGGUUUGGCAGCAAACUGUCGCGCUGAAAAAUAUCCCGCAGGGCUCCGUGGCAUUUACGCUCACAAGUCAGGACCUAGCAAACUUCAUGGUGCAUCCCAUCAUGGUAGCAGCGGCGGCCCGAGCGGUCAAGGGCCACUCCUUCGCCUUUGAUCGCAACACUGCCAGCGUCCGACUGGACCCCCCGACCGGCCGCGGCGUUAUCACCUACGAGGGCACCUGGGCGGGCGACGGCCGUCGAUACGCCGUCACCAUGAGUACACCACCGCCGGCGCCACCGCCUGCAGCGGCAGCGGCGCGUGGUAACGGCGGCAUCGCCACCGUUGCAGCCUCCUCGAACACCCUGGAACAGCUCACGGUAUCCGCCAGGCGUGUCGUACCGGCGUCAAAGUCGACCACGGGAAGCUUCGCCUCCGUUGGCAGUGCGGAUGAACCCCUGGCAACGGCGGCCAGAACGACGGUUACGGCGGCGGAGGCGACAGUCGUCGGGCGAUCCGGAUCCGCUGGGAGGGUCGUCCAGACGCUAACGGUUGCGCCAGCGGCGCUGCCGUACGGCGCUGCUGUGGCAGCCGACGCUGGCGCCGGCGCAGUAGCGUUGAGCGCUGCCAGCGCUGGUUCAAUGGACGACCCGGACGUGGAUGCGGGGGCUGAGGUGGUGGCGGAGGGUUUACGGCGUUUUUUCAGCAGCCUCGUGAUCAACUUACAGGGGAUUGAGCUGCGCAACCCAGUGCUGCUCGUGCAGCAGAUUCCGGGACCGUCGGGAGCCACGGGGGCCAGGGCGGGAGCGGUGCGCGGCGGAGGCUUCACCGCCUCACCGUCUCAGUCACCACCACGGCAAAGACUCCGUUCUGCGGCUAGGCCCACGCCCACACCCACGGCCCACACGCCCGCGGCGAUGGCAAUGGGAAAACUGCCGCCGACGUCGUCUGCGUCCGCGUCUUCCUCGUCCUCGUCGCGGACUACUGCUGGGGCAGGAGUGGAAGCAGGGACCGGGCCUGGGCCUACUCCAGGGAGGUUGGAUCUGGUGCCCGCGCUGCUGACCAUCACCAUGAAGGUCGCGAUUCUACAGCUGCCGCCGCUGGACAUGAAGUUCUGA
Messenger RNA from Volvox carteri f. nagariensis, 1722 nucleotides. RefSeq lists its product as uncharacterized. NCBI's taxonomy places the organism in Eukaryota, Viridiplantae, Chlorophyta, Chlorophyceae, Chlamydomonadales, Volvocaceae. The coding region runs from base 1 to 1722 and encodes 573 amino acids. The record is from RefSeq and is a predicted model, not a curated record. The transcript is spliced from 7 exons.